AUGGCUCCAUUCAACGAGAUUUCGUCUGGGACGCUGCGGUACUUGAUCGACCACGUUGUUCUUCCACCACAGCUACCUCAGAAAGACGACCGAGAUGUGUCUGAAGAGUGGCAGCUCCUGGAUGUCACGAUUCUAGCUUUGAAAGAUCUAGAGAGAAGUGUCAGCAAGCCUUAUGCAAAGACUGUGAAGUCUGCCAUUGCUACAAUCGAGAAUUUGCGCGAUAGCCGAGACGGUUCUGGUAUUCUCGGCCAGACCAAAACCCAGCGUGUCUUGACUAGGCUUUCCCGCGGCGAUUCCGAUGGCUACGCUCCGCUCGAAAUUAACACUCAAAAUGCCGCCGUUAUCGCUAUUCGAUGUGAAGAUGGCGUACGUUUCGAGCUCAUGGAACUAUCGCCCAACAACGAAGCGGUGAUGAAAACCAAAGGUCGACUGACCAGGGUCUUCCCCGCUCUGGCAGCUAAAGUUGCAUCUGUCGACAUGCAAGAUCCAGCUAUUGUUAGUUCACUUGCUCGGACUAUGUCUACAUUAGCGGUACAAAAGGCGCCUGGAAUGCAGCCGCGAGUGUCAAAGAAUGGCUAUACAGUCGAGGAAGAUCGUGACACGAGCAAGCCUGAUAUGGUAACUGACUGGCUAUUUCACCUCCUCACGGCCAUGGGAAAUACAGCGAAGACGGAUCAAAUCACUAAGAAUACUCGCGAUGAUGUCUUGUGGUCCGACUGCAGAAGUCCAUGGCGUCGGUCACCACUUUGGCUUCUUGUCCGUGUAUCGUUACACCUGCUCUUCUCUCGCGCCCUACCCGCAACCGAUCCUCCCGAUGGUCUUUACAAAGGCUUCAUGAUUCAUAUGCUGUUACAACUACUGAAAAUGGCAACAUCUAACCCAUCCUGCAUGGAAAACGAGUCGAUACAUACUAUCUCCGCAAAGUUGUGUCGGCGGUUGCGAAAGUUUGAGCUGCUGAACCAGGAUCAAUAUUUUCAGCCACAUUGGCUCGCUGAGGUGUCCAAUAUUGUCCAAAACGCCCAUAAGCUCUUGGAGAAUUGUUGGAGAAAUACCGAAGCACCCGCACAACCACGCCUAGACAACAAAAACCUGCCAGAGUUGCAACCAGACAAAGAUCUCGAUAUAGAUAUUCCAGACUUGGAUCUUUUCCUUUCACAAGUCGCUUCUAGGCAGGGCAAUGCUUCAUGCUCUAGCUUUGACCCUACUUCAAUGUACCCGACAUACCUAGCUGAUGAUUUACCAUCUUUAUCCUAUUAUCCUGGUGAGCAGCGGCAUUUUCGUUUGGCAGCACUGGAAAUGUGGGUUGAGCAUCAUCUGUCAUCCUGGUUGGCUCUGCACAUACAAGAAACAAACACUUGUGGUAAACUUCGACAGUUGAUGAAGAGUUACUUUCCCCAUGCUAGUGCAGUCUACAAGGAAGUGCCCAUCAAUCUCUCAAUCAUGUACCUCACAAUUCUUGAGCUCAUACAUCCAAUGCUCAAGCACUACGACCAUGAACUUGUACUGGACGAAUGCGAGUGCCUAGUUCUUCCUCUGAAGAGUCAGAUGCGACGACUAGCAGACGUUGAGCAGUAUGCCAUAUCGAGGAGAACUGCAGCGACGAGGAAGGCUAUUUCCGUUUUCCGAGAUUUUGGGCACCCGAUGUCUUUUGGUGUUGCCUAUUAUGAUUCCUCGCCGUCAUUAAAGGACACACAUGCCAGAAUCGAACGCGAUGCUUCAGCACGGCAGGAACAAAAAUACCAAGAACUCGAGCGGGUACAGCGCGAACACAAGGCACUUAUGGAUCGCUACAACGAUCCUCAAACACAAUGUGAUUACUACGAUGAGGUUUAUGAUUAUUAUCAUAACUACAAACGGAAGGCGCACAGCAAGUACUGCGCGAAAUGUGACCUACCGAAUCAAGCCAGGAACAAAAGCAUAGAAAUUUACGAGUGGCCCUUAUCGCCAGAGCCGUUGAAAGCCAAGGCCACUGUUUUCGAACUUCAGGUGCCACAAGAGUACAGCGAUUGGCGUGACACUUCUAUUUUUGUAAUAACAAACGUGCUUGGAUUUCGCGACAAGGGAAGCGGGAAGCCUCGAUACCAAGGAACACUGGAUAACCACCAUGGCCUGUCACAGAUACUGACAUCGGAUUAUCACAAAAGACGCAUUGUCCCACUCUCCGAAGUGAAGUCACACACCACGACGCAUCGGCGAAACAAGACAGGAGUCCAAUAUCUGAAAAAUCACGAUGUUUGUUUGAAGAACGCGCUGAAAUAUGAGUAUUUCGAUACUGAAUUGGGUGUGUGCAAUGCUAGAGUGCAAUCCAGUCAAAGCAUACCCAAAAAAUGUGGUUAUAGCAUGCCCAAUCGAUCGAAAUCGCUCCAGCGCUUCAUGUACAAGCCGCCUUCCGGUAGGGAUGGACCGUUUCCCAAUGAGAUUAUGGCCAAUCUAGUGGAUUGUCCUUCACAUUUCUCGAUUGAUGAAUUCAAAGCCUUCGCAGCUUUGCCUUUAGGUCACAAGACUGUUUAUUACUCAAUUCUCACACAGCUAGCGAUGCCUGCCGUGGACUUUGCGAAGGCAGAGGUGCAGUCUCUUAUCCUUCAGAUCAUCCACCAGACCGGCCCGCCCAAGGACGAUCAUGUCGAGCGUGCAAGCCAUCACAUCCUGGUAGAAGGGCAGUUCGGUCUUGCAAUGCUUGCACAAUUGCAGUCAGCUAUUGAGCGCUCCUCAGAAAACUGGGAGUCUUGGAGAGCGGUCGCUAGCUAUAUCCAACUCGCGCAGCGCGUGCUUAGCAUGACAUCAUCUUUGGAAGUGCGACAAAAGAGUCUAAGAUUCCUGGAAUAUGCUCGCAAAAUUUGUCUCAAAUGGAUUCUUCGUUUGAAAGAUCGGGUAUCAAGAUCAACGGAUGAAGCGCAGAGAAUUGAAUUGCGUUCACGGAUGGCUGAAAUAGCUCUCAUCUGCACAAACACUUACGACGUCGAGCCAGAGAUCAUCGAAGAAAUCUUGUUGGAGCCAUCUACUGUCACAAACCUGCUUCAGAGCUCUAUAGUGGUGCAAGAAAACGUUGAUACCAUUCAGAGCGAUGAUAAGAAACUUUGGAAUAUUCUUCUCCAUGCUUGGAGGUCUAUGAUGUAUCGAAUUGGGGAGUCGUUGUUGAGAACGAUACUACAAAACAAUGCCGGCCUCAAUGAAGCUUUGUCCGCAAACUGGGCUGAUUUCCAACCCCGUGCAUCAGCAAAAUGGUCGGUUCUCGAUGAUUCUCGCAAGAAUUGGUUGCAAAUUAAAUCAGGUGUACUUCCAGUGCACUUCAACAUCCUGACGGCAGAAUUGCUUUACAGAAAACAUGAGAUGUAUAAGCCUCUCUUUGGUGGAUCAACUCUUGAAGUGGUACCUACCAGCGAGCCUGGGAUGAGAUUCUCAGUUAUGCUGGUUACUGCAGUAGCAAAUGACACUAGAUGGGAGCUAAUUCCAGCACGAGUACUCCGCCAUCGACUGCCUAUUGCGUACAUUCGUGACUUCAUUCAUUGGUACAACCAUAAUACUGGCGAAGUCUUCUUCCGGCCUCGUGAAAACCCAUGGACCACAUCUGAAGACCAAUGGCGGCUCCAACGAAUCGGCAAUCAGUGGCGUCUUGCCAUGAAAGAGAGCAUUGUUGUUAGCAAGUCUAGCCAUACUGCAAACUCUCUGUCGAGAAUGUUCAGUCGCGUAGAACACAGACGACACAUACACAUUGUGCUGCAUACUACUAGUUCCAUUGUUCAAAUCAUGCUUCCUCGGCUGCAGCUCGAUUUCACCUUUCACCCUCAGCAUCACGACAUACAUUCUCGCCAAUAUCGUGGAAUGGUGAUCGAUCCAGAUCAGAGCAUUGGCACACUUGUUGGUCUUACAAGUAUGCUGGUGUUGAAGAGCACAAACAAGCUCCAGGAUCGCUUGGUGUUAAUACCAGUAUCUCGCAAAUUUGGGCCCAAUGAAAUAGUCUAUGACAAGUCAAAUUAUUUGAACCAUGUUAAUGUCUGCAUUGACAAAGACUUGGUAGAUAAGGUAUUUGCUUAUAAUCUCGAUUCCACCAUUGGCCGCAUUGUGGAUAGUGGAAACCUGCAGAGCAAACUUCUCCUUGCCUAUUUACAUGCGUUGACUUCGCAUUGUCUGCCAGAUUUGUUUACUGGGUACACUGGAACAGAAAGUGCAUUGAACAUCCUCCGCUCUGCAGCGGUCCGAUCUUAUGAUGGUCUGGAGGGGGAGGACGUCGAUCUCCUGAAACUAAUCUCUGCGAUAUCGCCAGUACGAGCAUUUUAUCCAGCACAUCUCAUGGAUAUGCAGACAAUUGUUUGGAACGAUAGGUUGCCAAAUCUCUCGCAGCAUAGCCAAAUUCGAGAGUGUGCACAGGAUAUCAUAGUUCAGGCACAAAGAAUGCACGCUAUUUUCGGCUCUACCAACAACCUGGCUUUACCAAAAAUGCAGUCUUCAAAUGAGCAUCUUGACGCUCGAGACAGCAUUCGAUCCUCUAUGUUCCGUACAUGUACCUAUGGGGCGGAAUCGUUCACUAGUAAGGAGGACGUCCGUUAUAAAGGCCGAGACAACAGUCACAAUUCUGCCAGAGGCCGUCAAGCCUAUGAAGCUUCGAGAUUGAUCCUACGAGAUGAAGCCGCGCUAUCUCAGCCAGUGUCCGACUUUAAGAGCAGAAUCGUGCAACUUUUCAGAAAUGAUACCGUCACAGGUCUUCAAGGGCAAAUUGAUAUCUCUAGCCUACAAUUCGACACAAGAUGGAUGGACGAACUGUCUUCAAUCUUGCAGCAUAACUGGUGCGAGUUUCAUCGGAUUCUAUCUCUCAAAGGUACGAAUAGCAACAAAUAUGAUGUAGCAGCUUGGCUCUCGACGUUGGCAUAUAGCACAUCGGCGAACAUGAAUGCUCUUCAAGCACUUGCAGGAUUACACAAUCUACCGGAUCUUUCUACCAUUCAGCCUCCUCCCGGGCCUAGUUUCGCCUUGAGUUAUGGAGAGAGGUUCAAUCAGAACGAAGUACGGGGGUUCGCUCGGCGGGCCCUCAAAGGGUUCCGAGAUUCUGCUGAAGCGCGACUUCCCAAGCAAGGAGUUGAGUCAGAAAGGCAACACAGUGACCGAAUAAAAAAUCUGUUUCAACAGCGCUGCAACACAGCCUUGGAGGCUUUCGUAUCUGCACUCGAGCACCAGUGGCCGUGCUUGAGGCCAUCCAAUCCAAUUACACCCGAGAUCGUAACAUAUGUCAACGUCUCCAAUGCAAUGUCAAAUGUAUCUUCGAUGUUUGAGACUUGGUAUCACAACCGGUUGUUCUUGGAAUAUCUCAAGCAAGUGUCCACAAUCCUAGCACGGCAAACUGUCGUGAAGGUGGAACAAUUUCAAGUUGUGCCACCGCAACUCAAGAAGAAGUCUAUAGUGGACGAUAGUCUUCGAUAUUCCAGUAUGAAAAAUAUCUUCCAGAGUGGUCUGUCGGCCAGUCUUUCCGGCACUGUCGCCACCCCUGCGGAGCCAGAAGUACCAGCUAUCUUGCAUCAUCCCUCAGAGGAUAAGUCGAAUAUGAAGCGCCGAAUCCGAAAGCUUUGCGACGACCUAGAUAUGCAAGCCGUCGCGAAAUGCGAGAAGGAUUAUGUCCAGACCUUGCGUGCUAGUUGCGCCUCACUUGAGGUUCAGGGGACUGACAUAGAUGAUUUCAGUCCAGCUUUGGAGGAAACAACGGUGGGCGUCUUUCAGACAUAUUUGGCCACUUGCACCACAAACAUGACUUCUAACGAUCAGGCGCUGAUUGAUUCCCCACCUCGUAUUUCGCCCUCAUUUUGGCUUGCGCAACUCAACCUUGAUCGAUUCAAGUCACUCUCAAUAGCGUGGAAAAAAACAAUCAUUAAUUACGGACUUGCAAUUACCCAACUCCAUCGUGCGCAGCGUCUAGAUGCUCUAUCUAGAAGGCCCGCGGAGCUGGCUGAAGAGCUGCAACAUGUUGGCCACUGCAACUGGGAUCCGACAGAACAUCCGGAAACAUUACUCUUGGAAGCAGAGAGUAAAAUCGUUCUCCGAGAGGAACAAGAAUAUAUUGCUUCUAGAAUGAGAGACCCGGUUGAGGGCAAGAACAUUGUUUUACAGCUUGUGAUGGGCGCGGGCAAGUCAAGCACGAUAGUUCCUGUUCUUGCAGCUUCUCUUGCAGAUACCAAAACACUUGUUAGAGUCAUAGUCGCUAAACCUCAGAGCAAACAGAUGCUUCAGUUCCUGAUAACCAAACUUGGCGGCAUGCUCAACCGCCGUAUCUAUCAAAUGCCCUUCUCACGGUCCGUCCGAUUGCAACCCUCGGAUGCUCUCAAACUCCGCGAGAUGUAUCAGGGAUGCAUACAGAACCGUGGUGUAUUAUUGGUACAACCAGAGCACUUGCUGUCUUUCAAGUUGAUGGGUAUUGAGAGUUUGCUAAGUGAAAAUGGUGCACUGGCGAAGCGUCUGCUUGAAACACAGCAAUUCUUUGAUACAGUAUCGAGGGACAUCGUGGAUGAGAGUGAUUUGAACUAUUCGCCCAAGUUCGAGUUGGUCUAUACGAUGGGCGCACAGCAACCCAUUGAAUACGCUCCAGAGCGAUGGUUGGUCAUUCAGAGCAUCUUGGGUCUAUUACCUCGAAUUGCUGCCCAUGUCAAGACCCUUCAUCCCAAAGGCGUCGAACUUGAAAAUGAACAGGAUGGCCGAUUUCCACGGAUAAGGAUUCUGAACAUGAAAGCGGCGGAUUGUUUACUAUCGGAAGUCGCUAGGCAUGUAGUGGACUACGGAAUCGUUGGAUUACCUACUCGUUCACAGCCUCCCGAUAUACAGGCUUCCAUAUUUCGGUACAUCACAGAGAGCGACCUGACCGGUGAAGAGAUAGAUGCAGUUGAAAAAAGCAAGUUCUGGACCGAUCUUACGAAGGCGCCACUGCUACUUGUCCGAGGUUUGAUAGCUGGGGGCGUUUUGCGUUUUGUUCUGAGCACGAAACGCUGGCGAGUUAACUUUGGCUUGGAUUCAUCACGAGAGCCGAAUACUUCACUCGCAGUACCCUACCGCUCUAAGGACUCCCCAUCGCCGAGGUCAGAAUUUUCGCAUCCAGAAGUUGUAAUUCUUCUGUGCCUGCUCUCGUACUAUUACGGGGGUCUUAACGACGAAAGUCUAUUUGAUGCAAUUGGUCAUCUUGCAAAAUCAGAUCAAUCGAUAGUACACUAUGACGAGUGGAUAAGCACGACCGCUUCAGAUCUCCCGAUUGCUUUCAAACAUCUUUCAGGUGUGAGCAUCCGGGAUCGUCAUCAAUGCACUGUUGAGCUGUUCCCAGCGCUCCGAUAUUCUAAAAAGGCCAUCGACUAUUUUCUCUCUGCUUUGGUGUUCCCCAAGGAAAUGAAACAGUUCCCCAAGAAGUUGUCCGCCUCUGGUUGGGACCUUGGUGCAGUGAAAUCAAAACCAACAUGUGGAUUCUCCGGCACAAAUGAUACGCACCACCUGCUACCACUCAAUGUACAUCAUAUCGAUCUACCGAGCCAGAGCCACACCAAUGCUCUUGUGAUUAGCUAUCUCCUGAAGGACGAGACGUCUGUACAAGUUCUACCCCUACGGACGGUCAAUAGUGAUGCAGAUCAUCUGCUCACAUUCAUCAAUUCCCUUAGUCCUGAAGUAAGGGUUCUAUUAGACUGUGGGGCAUCGAUAUUAGAGCAGAACAACAAAGAGGUCGCCCAAACCUGGCUUAGAUUGCGCACCCAGGAGAUACAAGCAGCCGUAUUCUUCGAUGAUGAAGAGUUGUCCGUUCUUGAUCGGACGGGCCGAGUUGAGGCAUUUCAAACGUCUCCAUUUGCUAAACAGCUGGACGUUUGCAUUGUAUAUCUGGAUGAGGCACAUACACGUGGGACAGAUCUAAGACUUCCACGGAACUACCGUGCCUCUGUUACGCUAGGUGCUCAAUUGACGAAGGAUACGUUAACACAAGCCUGCAUGAGGAUGCGACAACUGGGAAAGGGACAAGCAAUCACCUUCAUUGUACCAGACGAGAUUGCAACUAAAAUCCGUGAACGAACGGGUAUUUCAACGGAAAUCGAGAUCAACGUCAAUCACGUACUGUGCUGGAGUAUAGGAGAGACCUGGGACGAUCUAAAACGAAGUAUGCCUCUGUGGGCAGUCCAGGGUCACCGUUAUGAAUCGCAUAAGCACCUUUUCAAAGGAGCUGAGACCACUCUCGCCGACGCAAAAGCCUUCUUAGAGGACGAAGCGCAGACUAUCCAAGAGCGCUACCAACCACGAACGCGCGAACAAGCAAGUAACAAAUUAACUGAGGACUGGGAUACGUCUGAUGAGACCGUCAUGAAAAUCAUAACGCGUUGUAGAGACUUCGAAGCGAUGGGUUUCAGUGCCGCAGCCUUGAGCGAAGAGCAGGAGCGUGAACUUGCUCCAGAGAUCGAAGAAGAGAGACAAGUGGAACGCCCGCGUCGUAUGAAACCUGAAAAGCACAGGCUUCAUCCGUAUCUAGUUCAGCUAGCUACGACUGGCGUAAUCCCAAAUGCUCCAGGGCCAGCAUUCCGUUCUGCCUUUCGACUCCUUGCUUCCACCAGCACUGCGCGACUCUUUAACCUCGAUGAGUUCCCGUUGGAUCUGCACGCAACUAUCGACUAUAUCGACACCGUCAAGCCGCCGAAGGGAACUGCAAUUGCUUCAUUCGUAUCUGACGAGUACCAGCGACCAGUUCAAUGGGUGAUGUCCGUCGCCGGCAACGACAAGGUCACAUGGCGCUUCAUAAUUCUGAGUCCAUUUGAAGCGAAUGCGCUUUUAGACACAGUCAGAAAGCAUUCAAAAGUCAUUCUUCAUCUCUUUUCUCCACGAUUCAAUUCUAGCUUCGCUUCACUGGACGAACUCACCCUGCACACCGUAGGGCGCGCAUUCGACCCUAGCAUGGUUCCAAGGAGCCUGACCGUGCAACUCAACCUCUUUGCGGGCUCUCUCUACCUCCGAUCCUUUGCCGAGUACAAAGAACUAUGCGAUUUCCUUGGCCUGCUACACGGCGUGGCACAAGAGGGCCAGCAGGUGUAUGCCGACGGAUUUAUCGACCCACCGACAGGCAAGUGGGGCUUGACGAAGUCCCCCGUACCCUUCCUCCGCACUCUCUUGAUGAAGAUCCGCCGCGAGGGCGAGGGAGUCGAGAAAACUCAUCUUGGGCGGAUUUUGAAUGGGGUUCGACUUGAAGAGACGGAUUUUGAAGAGGAUCAGUCGACGUGA
Molecule: messenger RNA, 9219 nt
Organism: Aaosphaeria arxii CBS 175.79
Lineage: Eukaryota; Fungi; Ascomycota; Dothideomycetes; Pleosporales
Exons: 9
Coding region: 1-9219 (3072 amino acids)
Source: RefSeq, a predicted model, not a curated record